Molecule: messenger RNA, 654 nt
Organism: Eruca vesicaria subsp. sativa (arugula)
Lineage: Eukaryota; Viridiplantae; Streptophyta; Magnoliopsida; Brassicales; Brassicaceae
Source: the annotation of a GenBank genome assembly
AUGCUUCUGUUACAGACCAGACGCAAAUCCGUGAUUGUCAUCGAGGAUCUCGAUCGAUUCAUCUCUGUGAAACCAACGGCUGUGAGCGUCUCAGGGAUUUUGAAUUUCACUGACAGUAUCCUCACCUCUUGCGCAGCAGAUGAACGGAUCAUGGUGUUCACGAUGACGGGAAAAGAACAAAUCGACCCGGCUAUGCUCCGACCGGGUCGUGUCGACGUUCACAUCCACUUCCUGUUAUGUGAUUUCAUGGUGUUUAGAACUCUCGCUAACAACUACUUAGGCGUGAAAGAGCACAAGCUAUUCCCGCUGGUGGAAGAGAUAUUCCCAAACGGCGCGUCUUUGAGUCCUGCCGAGAUCGGAGAGCUGAUGAUUGUGAAUCGCAGUUCUCCGACUCGUGCGUUGAAGCAUGUCAUCAACGCUCUGCAGAUUGACGGAGAUAGGAGAGGAGCUGGACGGCGCUUGAUUCUCGAAAGCGGCUCGAGAAGAUCAACGACAACGGAGGAUGGUGGUGUAGAUAUAAGUAAUUCUCUUGGCGGAGGAGGAGGAAGCUCGCCGGCGGUGAAAGAGUUAAGGAAGCUGUAUGGGUUGUUGAGAAUCAAAAGUAGUAGAAAAUCUGAGCCAUUCGAUGUGGUUCGAGAGAAUAGAGACGGCUGA